AGAAAGCCUACGUGUUAAAAUGUGUAUCCCAUGUCCUUUUCGAUGGCUUGUUCCGCGCGUGCAAUGCACUGUUGUAACGAGGAUGCAUUCGCGGUUGGCGCGUGGUCAGGUACUUCUCAACCGUGCUGGGCAACCGGUUUGAUCAUUGUGCCGAGACUCUCAUGCCCACGCUCUUCAACCUGGUGCCCAACAGCGCCAAGGUCAUGGCGACCUCAGGGGUGGCUGCCAUCCGCCUCAUCAUACGCCACACGCACACGGCGCGGCUCAUCCCACUCAUCACCAGCAACUGUUCUUCCAAGUCUGUGGCCGUUCGACGGAGAUGUUUUGAGUUCAUGGACCUGUUGCUACAAGUCUGGCAGAUCAGCUCACUUGAGCGGCACGUCACGGUGCUGUCGGACACCAUAAAGAAGGGCAUGCACGACGCGGAUGCUGAUGCCAGGGCGGAGGCCAGGAAGGCGUACUGGGGCUUCCGGUCGCACUUCCCCUCCGAGUCCGACGCCCUCUACGCGGCGCUGGAGCCCAAGUACCAGAAGUUGCUGAGCGGCACGCAGCUGCACAGCUCCUCCAACUCUCACUUCGACCGCUCCGCGUCGAGCUCGCAGGAGAGCCUCACGAGGGUGGUGAUGCCCAAGCGCGUCCCCGUUCGACAAGCCGACGUCUCGGCACCACGAGCCGGAGCGUCUGUGGCGAGGCGGCGGUCGUCAGCGGUGGCCGCGGCGGCGACGCCGGGGUCCGGCCUGCACCGCUCGCGCAGCGACAUGGACGUGAACGCCGCCACCUGCGCCUCGUCGCGCAAGACCUUCGCGGUGCCGGCGCCCGUCUCCUCCGCCACGCUGGGCCGCGUGCGGUCGCGACCUUCGACCUGCGGGAUCAUGAGCAGCCCGGUGACCCCCACGGACGCGCGGGGGCGGACGCGCGCCAAGGUGUCCCAGUCACAGCCCGGGAGCCGGUGCGGGUCGCCGGGCCGCGUCACCGGCGCCGCUCGGAGCGUCGCGGGCGCCGUGCCGGGCGGAGUGGCGCAGCGCGUGCCCGUGGUGCCGUCGCCGGGCGUGGCGCGCAAGCAGCACCGCGUGCCGCGCAGCCAGGGCGGCAGUCGCGACAGCAGCCCCUCUCGCUCCCUGCGCCUGUCACGCGGGAGCCGUAUCCCACGACCGAGCAUGAGCCAGGGCUGCAGUCGGGACAACAGCCGGGACGCCAGCCCCGUGCGGGGAUUCUCUGCGCUUGUGUCUCAACGGCACUCUCACUCCACCAGCUCCCUCUUCCCCUCCGACUCACUGCGCAAAACAGUGGCUGACCGGUUUGGGUUGGAUCAGGCAGCCUACCUUCCGCCCUCCCUGCACGCCAUGCGGGUCCUCAACACCAGCCCUGAGAUCGAAGCUGCCUUUGCGGACGCCCUGCUGUUCAGAGUGUCCAUCAGAAAGCAGCGGAAGCCGGUGCGGAAGCGCUACGACUACGGCCUCGGCUCGGACGACGACGCCAACAGCGAGACGUCGAGCAUGUGCUCGGAUCGCUCGUACAGCUCGCGCGGCGGCGGCGGCGGCGGCGGCAUGGGCGGCGUGGGCGGCGUGGGCAUGGUGCUGGGUGCCCGCCCGGCGGAGGACGUGGCCGAGGUGCUGAACCACUGCGCUAGCCCCAACUGGGCGGAGCGCAAGGAGGGACUCAUGGGCCUGCAGAACAUCCUCAAGAGCCAGCGGCCACUCAGUCGAGUCGAGAUGAAGAGGCUUUGCGAAAUAUUCUCCAGGAUGUUCUCAGAUCCUCACAGCAAGAGAGUGUUCAGCCUGUUUGUGGAGACCCUGGUGGAGUUCGUGGCGGUCCACCACAACGAGCUGCACGAGUGGCUCUCCGUGCUGCUCACCCAGCUGCUGAAGAAGACGGGGGCCGACCUGCUCGUCUCCGUGCACGCCAAGCUGCAGAAGGCCCUCGACACGACGCGGACCUUGUUUCCUUUUGACCAGCAGUUCAGCAUCUUGAUGCGGUUCAUCGUGGAUCACGCACAGACCCCGAGCCUCAAGGUCAAGAUCGCCAUCCUGAAGUACAUCGAGAGCCUGUCGCGGCAGAUGGACCCCACGGACUUUGUGAACUCGAGCGAGGCGCGGCUCGCCAUGUCUCGCAUCAUCACCUGGACCACGGAGCCCAAGAGCUCCGACAUCAGGAAGGCGGCGCAGGCGGUGCUCAUCUCUCUGUUUGAGCUGAACACGGCCGAGUUCACCAUGCUGCUCGGCGCACUCCCCAAGACCUUCCAGGCCGCCGCCACCAAGCUGCUGAACUCGCACAUCCGUGCCGCCGGCAUGUCCCCUUCGCAGGGGUGGGCGAGCGGAGUGGCGCAUCGCCCCUCGUCGCAGUCCAGCACAGGGCGGACGCGGCCGCUGACGUCUCCAGGGAGCGCGUCGUCCCAGGAUUCGUUGUCCCUUGGACGCCCCUGGGGUUGGGGUGCGGCCAAUGGGCUGGUAAAGCAUGCCCCCACCCCCGGCCAAACGCCCUCCAACCCUUCCCCCAGCACCCCCUCUUACAGCUGUGGCUUUCGACGAAAUUCCACGCCCAGUGCACCUGAUUACGACACGGAGAACAUGAACUCCGACGACAUCUACAGCUCGCUGCGCGGUGUCACGGAGGCCAUCCAGAAUUUUCGCUUCCGCAGCCAGGAGGACGCCACUGAACCCAUCAAACGAGACGGUGGCGGCACUCUCUCCCGCGACGGGCGACUGUCCUCGUCGUCCUCCUCCGCGCCGGCGCCGGCCGUGUGCUCGAGCGAGCCGCAGCGCAUCCCCCACCACCACCACCACCACCACAACCAGCUCCACCACAACCACGGUCCGGACGGCACGGACGGCGGCGGCCGCCCGGCGCUCGACAACAAGACGUCGCUGCUCAACACCCCGUCGCAGCACGGCCUGCUGACGAGCUCCCGCAACCACGUGCCUGGCGGAUCCCCCGCCACGUUCAACAAAUCCGCCCUGCGAGAGGCCAUCUUCGACGACGACAUCGAGCAAUUUCAGGAUGACAUCCCGCUGGACCACGGGGACAAGGUUGCCGAGCUUCUGCGGGAGCUGUCGGAGUGCGGCGAGUGCGUGGAGGAGCGCCAGGCGGCCCUGCUCGAGCUGCUCAAGGUCACGCGCGAAAACGUCAUGGGGCUCUGGGACGACCACUUCAAGACCGUGCUGCUGCUCCUCCUGGAAGCUCUCGUGGACAGCGAGCCGUCCAUCCGCGCGCUGUCUCUCCGAGUGCUGCGUGAAAUCCUGAGGACGCAGCCAUCGCGCUUCAAGAACUACGCCGAGCUCACCAUCAUGAAGAUCCUGGACGCUCACCGUGACCCGCAGAAGGAGGUGCUGCGGGCGGCAGAGGAGGCGGCCACGGCGCUGGUGUGCUCCAUCUCACCCGAGCAGAGCGUCAAGGUGCUGAGCCCCGUGGUCCAGACGGCCGACUUCCCGAUCAACCUGGCGGCGAUCAAGAUGCUCACGCGCGCCUCCGAGCGCAUCUCGCGCGCCGCCCUCGUGCAGCUGCUGCCCGACGUCAUCCCCGGCCUCCUCCAGGGCUACGACAAUGCGGAGAGCAGCGUGCGCAAGGCGAGUGUCUUCUGCCUGGUGGCGGUGCACGCCGUCGUCGGCGACGAGCUGAAGCCUUACCUGGGCUCGCUCACGGGGAGCAAGAUGAAGCUGCUCAACCUGUACAUCAAGCGAGCCGCGCAGAACAGCAGUGCCGAGUGCGACAACCCGAUGCUCAGCUGAAGCUUCCCGCGACCGAGAAGCCUUUCCCCGGGGGCCGCGAUGUGUUGUCUGUUAACCCGUGGUUGGCGCCACCCCCACCGCCGUCACCGAUGGCAAAUGCGCGACCGUACGGGAGACGCCGUUAGCCCCUUGAUUGCCCACGAGUCAAGUGACCGUGACGUCUCGAGUGACAAUCUGUAAAAAAAAGAAAAAGUUGCAAAAAGUGUAAAAGCAAAGAGCCUGCCACGUAUACACAGGUUCGUUUCUAGCAGCGUGUGUCAGCCAGUGUGUGUGUGUGUGUAGGGGGCCUCGCUCCGGAUCGGUCGACCCAUGGCACCUGGGUCUAUCCCAUGACCUCGUGCCAGCGAGCCUUCGACACUUCACGUGGCCUCACAGUGCAGUUGCGCCAAACCUGGCACAAGCGCCGUGGCGAUGUCACCGGCACUUAAUGGCGAAUGGCGGCUGCUGUUGUGUGUUCACGCGUGAUUUUUUUUUAUUACAAGGUAGAGACAUUUCUGUACAGUAGCGGAUAUUCUGAUAGACAGGAUAGCCAUGUGGGGUGGGCGGGUGGUCUGACAGCCACAAUUGAAACUUACCAAAUAAUAGGAAUUAUAGUGCUUUUCACCCCCUGUAUGAGCAACGGAAGACCAUGUUGGUUGGAGCCCUUGUAAUGUUCACAAUGCAAGACGCACCCUAACGCAUUGCAUUCAACACCGCUCCUGUGCCCGACAGCUGAGUGCCUGCGAUUAUUAUUCACAUAGGCCGCGUGGCAAUAUUGUCCAUAGCCCUUUCAGCGGAAGACGCGGUCUGGUUGACGGGACAGCUCUUAUCUCGUAGGUGCAUACCUAGGUUGUGUCACACGUUCUCCGGGGCAAGUUUGAAGCUUUGUAAAUUAGAAAAGAAAAAAAAAGAAAAAGACUUUGAAGUCACAUUCAUAGCUUGUCGUUGCGUCGACGCAGUAUUAAACCGUAUGGAGGCGACAUCACCAGAGUGUCAUAAUCGCGUGCUUUUACUGUCUAACGGGGUCGUUAAAAAGUCCACGCUACGAUUAACAAAGCUUCCAGAUCAAGUCCGGAUAGCUCAGGACACGGCCUAGGUUCUUAGGAUGCGUUCCCUAUUUUGGGAGAAUAAUAAAAAUGAACAUUGCUCUUUGUUGCGUCUGAAACUGUGAUGCCACAUGAUGUCACUUGCGCGCUUUUUCGCGAAAAGUGCCAUCAUGUGACAUCAUUUUGAUGGUAACGUGGCGUCACUGGCUUAAAGCCGUGAAAGUGUAAAAGGAAAUAGCUUCGAUUAAAAUGGUUUUACGGAUGGAAAUUCAUUGGUUCAUGUUUAGAAUUAUUACAUUGUUAAAUACAAAUCUGUACAUUUAGCUGAUUAACAAUUUGACGCCUUAAACCCCCCCCCCCCCCCCCCCCCAAUACAUUGAAAUACGAAAUCGGGCUUCAAACUCCGGAGCAAAUUGAAUCCGAACUUCGUCCCUGGCAGUUAAUUCGCCGUAAUAAUUUCGUUUGUUGACCCGGGAAAGCCUCGCCGAACCCCGUGACUUUUUUUGUUUCAGGAGAAACCUUGCCAGGUUCCUGAAGGGGGAGUGGGUGGGGUGGGGUGUGGCGAUUCCUGCACGUAGUCCCCAUUGAGUAACUUGCCGUGUAACCUCUCGCAACGUGCGGACCGGCACGCACGACAGCCUAGGCCCUCGGAGCGAUCACCAACGUCCGCGCAUGCGUCGAGCUGCUUUUGCGCGCCUUACUUAGCCAACCGACCGUGCUAAACGGAGUGCGCGCUGGGGGGUUGGGGGGGAAACGUAUUUUUUUGCCUGCUGCGCGCAAGCAAAAAUAACCGCGGACGUAACUGGGGCGUCCGCUGGGAUUCGAAGAGCCGCGAACCUCUGCCAAUAACAAGGCGGUGACUGGCCGUGUCACUGUCCCCCCGCCCCCACAGCGACGCAUCUACGGGAUAAGAGCCGUGCGUGCGCGCGCGUUUUAUUUCACGUGCGGCACCUUCCCGUAAUCGCUCGCCGCGCGCCGUUGCCUGGCCGCUGUGCCUGCUGACCAUUGUACAUAGACGUUAAUCAUUGCUUUGCUUCACCGCACAUCGGCAGCAAGGGACGCGUGCGCGGUGCUCUGUCGUGUACAUAGAGCUGUGUCGUUUUCAGCUGUUACAUGUACAUAACUACGAGUGGUUCGGAGUGAACUGGUGAGGCCCCCGUAUUCACCGUUAACUCUGUAUGGCAGCAGAGGUGUAACGAUUCGUCGAUUUAAUGUGAAUUCUUAACGCUCGCGACACGCGUGCCCGAUCGCGUGGCGGUUAAGCAUUCACGCGUCACUAUUUGUGUCGCAUCAUAAUAAUUACGCUUGCUGAUCCGGGGAAGGGCUCGCCGAGUCUCAAGUGUCUUUUUUUUUCAGGAGGGUCCUGCCGAGGUUUCGCAGUCGGCGAUGACGACACGUUUCCCAGCGAAUUUAAUUUGUGGUUAAUAUGGCAAAUUUCUUGGAACCAUGACGCCGGCAGGCAACGGCCCAACUCUUGUGAGUGAUGUCACGGGAUACCCUAACGUCCCUCCGUGAGCGAAGCGAGCCGACGGCGCGCAUCUUUUUUUAAAGAUUAGUACGAUCGCAGUAUUAACCAGGGCGGCCUGCUGGAGUCGAACUACAAGCCUCUGUGGCAAGGAGUGGACACGCUACAGCCGGGCCAUGUGGACUACCCCCUCUGUAUUUUGUAUUUAAUAGAUUAACGUGACGGCUGCAAUCACCGGAGGCCACUACAUUCACCAGACUUUAGAACUGAAACAAAACAUUUUUAAAAACUAAACUGAAACCCUGAACCGCGGCGAUUCAUAGAACCGCCGGGGUGGGUGAAUCGUUAACACUUCCAUGAGGGGUGGGACUUGAGAGCAACACAGUCAUUGUUUCAGGGUAACAUUUGAUCGCAGGUUUUGUUGACAGCUAAAGAACACGACAAAUCGCGCGUAGAGUUAGGGGGUUUGUUUUUUUUUCCCCCGCGUUGUGCGCGUAGAGGCUUCUCAUCAUCGUCGUCUUUCCGCUCGGAGGAACGGACGCGCGCGUUGUGCGCGCGACGGUUCCGAUCGGCGUGCGAGCGCCUCAAGCUUCGCGACGAAUCGUCUGUUCCCGCCGCCGCGGUUUUAUAACGACGGGGAUGGGGUUCUUGCGACCCGGUGACGCGUUUUGCAGAGCACAAGGGGCGUCCGCUCCCCCGCACGCCCCCCAGCACCACGCGCCCGUACCCCCACGUCACCACGAGUGCCGAUGUGUGAAGCAAGCGGUUUCAAUUCUAACCCCCGCCCCGCCCCGCCGAACAAAUGUGGUCAUUCCGAAGAGUCGUGAAAACUGCCUUUUUGAGAUUUGCGAAUGCUCCGAAAUAAGAAGAAUAGUUAUGGGGGGGGGGGGGGGGGGGGGGGGGGGGGGGUGCGGGAGCAAGGGGCUAGGAUGUUGAAAGAAAAAGAAAUGAUAAGCAAUGAUCCUAAUGUGAAGCAUCGCGAUGAUUUUGAACGCAGAGAUGGUGGGGUGGGGUGGGGUGGGGGGGGAUCAUCCGUUUUUAUAUUAGAUAUUACAUGGGAAUCAUUUAUAGAUAAUUUUAAGAAGAGUGAUAUUCGUGUAAAGCUUUUGUAAAAUUGGAAUUCGUAUAUAUAUACACGUAUGGUCAUUUACAACAUUUUUAGAAUGGCAUUUUAACAAAAAAAAUAUUCACACCGACCACCUAAUUCACAUUUUUACCCCACCAUGCACCCCACCCUCCCCCUCCCCCCCCCCCCGUGUGUACAAGAAAUGUAAUGUUUGAUAACCUAAACUCGCGUCUACUUACCCUCAACCCUAUUCCGCAACGCUAGUGAGCAUUCCACCGCGGGUUUAACCACAGGUAGGCAGGCACGCACCGCGCGCUUGACCACAGCCUUCUUUAGAGCUGUAUAUCGUCAUUCCGCGACCUCGCCCAACGGGACCACCGAGAACGCACGCGGAGUGAAGAGGUCAAAAAUUCGGACAUUGGGCUCCCCCCCCCCCCCCAAGGGAGGGGCUCAUUACGGG
This is a messenger RNA of Petromyzon marinus (sea lamprey), 7741 nucleotides long. The record is from RefSeq and is a predicted model, not a curated record. NCBI's taxonomy places the organism in Eukaryota, Metazoa, Chordata, Hyperoartia, Petromyzontiformes, Petromyzontidae.